GAAAUGCUUACCUAGUUACAGCUGUUUCAUCGCUAAAUUCUUCGAUUUUUAGCGGAAGUGCAAUUUCUUAUCUUGGUUGUUUACAUUUAUGAAAAAGAAUAUCUAAUUCAUAAAAAUUUAAUACGAGUUAAUAUUAUUUGGGAACAAUGGGAAUAAGCGAAGUAAGCGUUUGGGCCCUAAUUCGUAGAUACGAUCAGUUAGAAUGUAAUGCAGAUGAUGUACAAUCAUGCUUAUGCCACCUGAUGUUGGAACUUAAUUUAUCAUUCGAAGAUUUGAAGUUUCGAAUAUAUCGCUGCAUCGGUAUCGAAGAUAAUGGUUCUCGAGUGAUUAAAGUUAGACAAUACAAUAACAGUUUAGUUCCUCUGUUUGCGCUUUUAAACGGUUCCAGAAAGGACAGGCCAUUUGUUAUCGAUGUUGUGAACGUUCAUCAAUUCUGUCCCGUUGAAAAGCGAACGGUGCUACCUGACUAUAUGGAUGCUCUGAAGUCAAAGCUUCACAAUUUAGAAAAUCGGAUAUUAUUGGCUGAAAAAACUAUACCCGAAGUUGCUUCAACCCAUUCCGAAUCGAUAGAAGAAGCUGCAACACAAUUGUCUGGUUGUGUAAGUUAUUUAGAUCGUAGACUCGAUGAAUUAGCUCCUUUUCAAUGGAAAGCAAAUUGGAUCUGAUUAAUAAAACAAAUUAGAUAUAGUACAUUUAAUUAUUUAUUGUGGCAUUAUUGCUAGGAGUAAUUAACCAUAGUAUACACCAGUUUAUAUACUUUAAAGAAAAAGUUUGUACAUCUGUGAGUU
Molecule: messenger RNA, 788 nt
Organism: Orussus abietinus
Lineage: Eukaryota; Metazoa; Arthropoda; Insecta; Hymenoptera; Orussidae
Exons: 5
Coding region: 147-665 (172 amino acids)
Source: RefSeq, a predicted model, not a curated record